UCGGAUAACGAGGUGGCAUGGAUGCUGAAGAAUUCCGUAAAUAUGGACGAAAAAUGGUUGACUAUAUUGCGGAUUACAUGGAAAACAUUCGUGAACGUGAUGUAGUACACAAAGUUACCCCAGGUUACCUAAAGAAGCUACUUCCAAGCGAGGCUCCAGAGAACCCGGAAGACUUUGAAGAAGUGUUCAAAGACAUUGAAAAAUUUAUAAUGCCGGGGGUAACUCACUGGCACAGUCCGUAUUUUCAUGGCUAUUUUGCUGCAGGAAACACGUAUCCAUCCAUAUUAGGAGACAUGCUUUCAGACGCUAUUGGUUGUAUAGGAUUUUCAUGGGCUACAAGUCCUGCAUGUACCGAACUGGAAGUUAUCACCACGGACUGGUUGGGGAAGAUGUUAGCACUUCCAGAAGAAUUUUUACAUUGUGGACCAGGCGAUGGCGGUGGCGUUAUCCAGUCCACAGCCAGCGAGACCGUUUUCCUGUGUUUGUUAGCAGCCCGAAAUAAAAUUGUCGAUAAAAUAAAGAAAGAGAAACCUGACUUAGAAGACAAAGAAAUACUUUCCAAACUCGUUGCAUACUGUACUGAUCAGGCGAACUCCUCCGUUCAUCGGUCAGCUCUUUUGGGUGCUGUUAAAAUGCACAAAUUAGACAGCGAUUCGAAUUUCAGCCUUCGAGGUGACACUUUAAGGAAGGCAGUCGAAAACGACAAGAAAGAAGGAUUAAUUCCCUUUUUCCUCUGUGCGUCACUUGGGACAACUGGAACAUGCGCAUUUGAUAAUAUCGAGGAGUUGGGACCUAUAUGCGAGAAAGAAGAUAUAUGGAUGCAUAUUGACGCAGCAUAUGCCGGGAGUGCUUUUGUUUGUCCGGAGUAUCGGAAAUACAUGAAGGGGAUAGAGUACGCAGAGACGUUCAGUGUUAACCCACACAAAUGGAUGCUUAUCAACUUCGAUUUGUCCGUAAUGUGGAUCAAGAAUAGUUUGUAUCUGGUAGACGCUUUUAAUGUAGAUCCUAUAUAUCUUCGACACACUAACGAAGGAAAAGUUCCAGAUUACAGGCACUGGCAAAUCCCACUUGGUAGACGCUUCCGGUCGUUAAAACUGUGGUUUAUGCUGCGGUCGUACGGUGUUAGUGGAGUUCAGAAGUACAUUCGAAAGCAUUGUCAGUUGGCAAAAGAUUUCGAAAAGCUGAUUUUGGACGAUGGUCGAUUCGAGAUAACCUCCGAAACAGUCAUGGGACUAGUGUGCUUCAGACUUAAGAAAGGAAACAAAGUAACAGAGAAACUGCUUAGUGAGAUCUUGGACGACGGAAGAAUUUACAUGAUUCCAGCUUUCAGCAGAGACACAUACUUUCUUCGACUGGCAGUGGUAGCGGAGAGAACCACUUCUGACGACAUCCGGUACUCUUACGAAGUCAUCAGGACCUGCGCUGACAAAGUUCUGCAGCAUUCAGAGGAGAUUACAGCAGACGAACCUGUGGUAGUAGACAUUGACCUCUCAAGGAAAAAGAACAUUCUUGGCGUUAAUGCUGAUACCAACAGUGCCAACCAUGUCAAUGGACACACGACGUGAAUCCAGACGGUUCAAUUUUGUUAAAAGCAUUCUAAUAAUUUGCAGCUCCUCUUGUCGACCAAAACUAAUUAUAAUUGAGUAUGCACAUUGUUUAUCUUGACUACUGUA
Molecule: messenger RNA, 1673 nt
Organism: Saccostrea cuccullata (small rock oyster)
Lineage: Eukaryota; Metazoa; Mollusca; Bivalvia; Ostreida; Ostreidae
Product: aromatic-L-amino-acid decarboxylase-like
Exons: 13
Coding region: 18-1565 (515 amino acids)
Biological process (GO): serotonin biosynthetic process; amino acid metabolic process; catecholamine metabolic process
Cellular component (GO): cytoplasm
Molecular function (GO): pyridoxal phosphate binding; aromatic-L-amino-acid decarboxylase activity
Source: RefSeq, a predicted model, not a curated record